Messenger RNA from Spodoptera frugiperda (fall armyworm), 3666 nucleotides. Its product is annotated as transient receptor potential channel pyrexia. Gene Ontology annotation, biological process: transmembrane transport; monoatomic ion transport. The transcript is spliced from 11 exons. Gene Ontology annotation, molecular function: monoatomic ion channel activity; protein binding. Bases 98 to 3643 code for a protein of 1181 amino acids. NCBI's taxonomy places the organism in Eukaryota, Metazoa, Arthropoda, Insecta, Lepidoptera, Noctuidae. Gene Ontology annotation, cellular component: membrane. The record is from RefSeq and is a predicted model, not a curated record.
AAAUUAAUAAAAUAUAUAGCAAAUAUACAACAUAUAGAUCCAGUUUUAAUUGAAAUCUGAAGGAGUUACGUGCGACUUGUAAAUCACUUUAUUAAUUAUGAUCCGAUUUAAGAAUAGCCACCGUGAUGAAGCUAAAUCUGCAUCUUUUCACCUUUCCCAAGGUUCAGGUGAUAGCGUUUUAACUGAUAAUAGUAGCAACGUUUCCGACAUAGUGGAGCGUCGGCUAGAGAAGGUUCAUCGACAACAGAAGUCAAGGAGUUUGGAUAACAGGAGGACUGUGGAAAUGCCGGCUGCUACACCAACAACUAGCAAACCAGGUGGCAAUUUGAAACCAUUUCUCCCAGCAGCCCUCGUCACAAACUUGACCAAGAACUCCCUGGAAAUACUAGAAUGUACUCUAACGAUGAGACAAAGUGCCACACAUGUGACCAGAUUAAACACACGACUCAUCGAGUCGAUGGCCGGCGGAGAAAUGGCGUUUAUGAACAGGAUGAUGGCAAUGGGAGCCAGCCCCAACGCAACUUGCCGACUGAACCACGUGUCUGUGUGCCACCUCGCAGCCAUGCAAAAUACGGACGUCUUGGAGUUACUUAUCAAACAUGGAGUUGAUGUGUAUAGAGCCGAUAAGGAAGGCAGAACACCUCUGCACUUUGCUGCUUGGGCGGGAAACGUCAAACAGAUUGCUUUAUUACUAAGUUUCCCUGAAGGUCUAAGGAAACGCAUUGUAGAAACCGUUCCUUUAUCAUCGCAAAUAGCUGGUGAAAUAAAGUACCAUAGUACACCAGUGCAUGCGCUCACGAACAUAACGUGCAAACCUAACGUCGACGCCAAACUUCAAGUAAACUGGAGCGAUGGAAUGGAACACAACUGCAGGAAUAUCAAAGACAUGUUACCACCAUUCCAGAACGAACAGAAUAAACAUGGAUGGUGCUAUGGGUGGACAGCGUUACACGCUGCUUGUGCUCGCGCUCAGCACCAUUGCGUGGAACUUCUGAUUGCUGCGGGCGCCGACGUAAACGCUCAAGACCAGCUUUACAGGACUCCACUUGAUGUUGUUGGUUAUGCUCACUAUAUGGGGUACAAAAUUGAAGAAAAGGACUUUAAAGCAACGAUAAACCUGCUUCUGACUUCUGGGAAAAAAAUUGUAAAAUGUAGAUGCAGUCCUAGUUUGAACUCUAUUGACACUCCAUUGCACACGGCAGUGGAGAUUGAAAGUGAGGCUUCUGUUGAGCAAUUGCUUUUGAGUGGAGCGUCUGCCACCGGUUGGAACAGUGAAGGCGAGACCGCCAUGCAUAUCUGCGUUAAGAAACGAAACAAGGAACUGCUACAGUUGCUGGCAGAUUUUAAAUACAGUAAUGAAGAUCCGUAUUUGGCCACAAUAGAUGUGAAGAAUAAAGGAGGUUUCACUGUACUCUGCGCGGCCAUCAAAGAAGGCUGGACACAAGGCGUGUGUAUCGCUCUCGGAGCAAAAGCAAGCAUCACCAUGAAGGCAAAUGGUGAAUCUCCGAUUCAUAUAGCAGCGCAAAUGGAUAACAUUGAUAUUCUACGACAGAUAGUAACUAUUGCAAAAUUAACUAACACUCUUGACUUCCGUAAUGAAAAAGGAGAAACAGCUCUUUUUAAAGCGAUCACUCAUAACCAAUUAGACAAUCUCAAAUUACUUCUUUCCUCUGGUUCUAACAUAGAACUCAAAUCUGCUAUGAAAACGAAUAUUUUCCACAUAGCCGCUAAACAUGGCAAUGAUAAUAUAUUGGAAUAUUUACUUGAGUACAAUCCUCAUGUUACAGUGAGAUUGGUUAACAAGUUUGAUAAUCUGGGUCCUCCAUUGUUUUAUGCAGUCAGAUAUAAUCACCCUGUAUGCGCAGCACUACUAAUUUCCAAAGGCGCACAAGUAGGUAUUUAUGUGCAAUGCAAUGAGUGUGUUGGUAAAGACAUUCUUGAGUGGACUUCCCUUCUGCAUAUAGCAGCCAGCAAAAAUUAUUGCGAAAUAGCAGAUAUAAUUAUACAACAUGAUAGUAACACUGUCCAUUGCCCUGAUUCUGCCGGAAGAACCCCGUUACACGAGGCUUGCACUAAUGGAAACAGAGAGAUGAUCGUAUUACUUCUUCGUAAGGGAGCUGUUCUCUCAGAAGUCGGUAAACAUUCGAAAUCAAAACUAGCUCCUAUUGAUAUAUUAAUAAAUAACUUGUCGAAACCAACUGAAUUUAUAGAAGAAAUUUUGGACUCUUACAUAUCAAGCCAAGGAAGGAGUCUCCAAGAAUCGAAUUGUGAAGUUGUAGUCGACUACAGCGUGUUAAUUCCAAGAGAAUCUGACAUGAAACAAAUGAGAGUUAUAAAUGCCUUGAUAAAUACUGGAAAUAGAUACGACCAGCAUAGACUACUGCUCCAUCCUUUGGUGCAAACAUUUCUUUUUCUAAAAUGGCAAUCUUUACUACCAUUCUUUUACAGUAUCUUGAUAUUACACGCGUGCUUUGUGUUAUCUCUCAAUAUUUAUGCUCUUUCUAUUUUUUAUUACAAAGAUCAAAAAGAAGAUGUUCCAAUAUUUUUCCGCAGUAAUGUUUGGAUACAUUUCAUUUAUUUGACCAUAUGCAUGAUUGUUAUUCAAGAAAUAAUAUUUGUCAAAAUGAAAAGCAAGAGAUACCUUCUUUGUUGGGAAACAUGGCUGAAAAUUGGAUAUAUAACGCUGGCGGUUUACUUACCUCGCAUUGUAUCAUGGGAGACCAAUGAUAGUACAGGUCCACGUCUGGUGGCCACGUUGGCAUUACUGUUUUCCUGGUUCGAAAUGAUGUUCUUACUCUCUAGAUUCCCUGACUGGGGCUACUAUUUUUUCAUGUUUGGUAAAGUUGCGAGUAAAGUCUUGAAGAUUCUGCUAUCAUUCGUCUUCCUAGUAUUCGGAUUCUCAGUGAGCUUCAUGAUACAUUUCCAUGCGAAGCCUCCGUUCGAAGGACCCUGGAGCGCUUUUGUAGCAACAUUGGUCAUGAUGACAUCAGAAUUUAACUAUAAUGAAUCCUUCGAUAAAAAAUUGUCAGAACUUUCAGAACCAGUGUUCAUGCCACGUAUAAUCUUUAUUACGUUUCUGAUUCUAGUUUCAAUAGUUCUCAUGAAUUUGAUAGUAGGCGUGGCUGUUAAUGACGUCAAUAAUUUAGAAAUUAUUGGUAGUAUUAAACGGUUGGAGAAGCAAGUGGAAUUUAUAUCAUCGCUUGAAGAUAUCGUUUGUAAUAAAUUUCUCGAAAGUAUACUACCGAAACGCCUGUACAGUAAAUUUAAAAACAACAUAAAGUUGGAGAGCGUUAUCGUUUUGCGACCACGUAAGGCUAUGUGCUACAAUCGUAACCGUUUUCCCACUCGACUGAGAGAAGCCACUUUUGAACGGGUUCAGUUACAGAAGAAGCAGUCUGACGAAUAUCAAGGUUCAAUGGUGUUUCAAAUGAAACUGGAUGAAAUGUCAUCCACUAUCAAAGGUAUUGCAGACAAACAAUGCAAUGCUAACGACACGAGUUCGACACUGAACCAGAUAUUUAACGAAUUACACGAUUUGAGAAGCGAUAUGGAUAAGAUCAAACAAUACAUUGAAAUUACAAAACGACGAUCUCUUUGUAGUAACAAGUCUACACCAUUACUUGCUGUGCCUAAGCAACAAUAAAAAUAAAAUACUAUACAAGCAAG